Rhodamnia argentea is the source of this 5365-nucleotide messenger RNA. Its product is annotated as DNA-directed RNA polymerase IV subunit 1. The transcript is spliced from 20 exons. Gene Ontology annotation, molecular function: DNA binding. Gene Ontology annotation, biological process: DNA-templated transcription. Gene Ontology annotation, cellular component: RNA polymerase II, core complex. NCBI's taxonomy places the organism in Eukaryota, Viridiplantae, Streptophyta, Magnoliopsida, Myrtales, Myrtaceae. The record is from RefSeq and is a predicted model, not a curated record. Bases 488 to 4921 code for a protein of 1477 amino acids.
GGACCCGAGAAACGAACCGGCGGCGUGGUAUAAUACUCUCUCUCCCCCGCCGUGACUCUCUCCUCUCUCUCUCUCUCUCUCUCAAGACUCUGUCCUUUGGUCUCUUCUUCCCUGUUCGCAAAACCCAAAACCCCCAAUUGCUAUCUUCACUUUGGACCUUGAUUUUGCUCAUUAUUUGCGGUUUUGCCUCGCAAGCCUCGGCCUUUACAGCACAGUUCGCAGUUGGCACGAGUUCGUCCUUCCUGUUCAACCGUCUCCCUGCUCUGCUCUCUGCUCUGCUUCGGGGGCACUGCCAAUGCACGGUCACUAGCAGAAGCCGCAUUGGUUAAGUGAAGUAGUUAGCAGAGAGACUGUGCUGUUCCAGCAGAAACUGAGGAGCAGGCUUGCUUUUAAUAGAAAAAGGGCUUUACCAACUAAUUGGACAGGCGAUUUUGUUUCAAGAAGCUCUCAGAUUGGAUAAAUCGUGCUUUGAAUUGUGUGAAUUCCAAUGGACAAUGAUUUCUGCGAGGAGCAGCAAGUUCCUUCUGCUGUUUUGACAGGAGUAGCCUUCAAUGUUCUAAGUCACGUAGAAGUGGAGAAGAUAUCUUCAAUAACAAUUGAGUCUGUCGGUGAGGUCAGUGACUCUAGAUUGGGACUCCCAAACUCCUCUAAUCAGUGCUCCACUUGUGGCGCCAAAGACUUGAAACAAUGUGAAGGUCAUUUCGGAUCUAUCAAGUUACCAUGUACAAUACUUCACCCGUAUUUUCUGUCUGAAGUUGCUAAGCUGCUGAAUAAGAUUUGCCCAGGUUGCAAAUCUGUUCGGCAAGAACUACGGGUUAAGAAGAGUAGUCCGAAUCAGGUACAUCAUGGGACUAGGGGUUGCAAAUACUGUCUCCCCACUCAAAUAGAUUGGUAUCCGCCUAUGAAGUUCAAAGUGUCAUCUAAGGAUAGUUUCAGAAGAACUACCAUCACUGUAGAAAUAGAUGAAAGUUUUAGAAGGAAUCUUCAAAAGAAGUCGAACAGGAGGAUAUGGCCCACUGAUUACUGGGACUUUAUCCCAAAAGAUCUGGAACAAGAAGAAAGUUGUCAGAAACAAGACAAAAGGGUAUUAUCGCAUGCUCAGGUUUAUCACUUAUUGAAUGGCGUUGAUCCUACUUUCAUUAGAAAGUUUAUCUCCAGAAAAGAUUCUCUUUUUCUCAACUGUUUCCCGGUAACACCAAAUGGUCAUCGUGUGACUGAAGUUACUCAUGCAUUUUCUCAUGGACGGCUGGUCCUUGAUGACCGAACGAGGGUGUACAAGAAACUUGUUGAUUUUAGAGGGACAGCGAAUGAGUUGGGCUCUCGAGUCCUUGAGUGUCUUAAAGUUUCUAAGCUGAACCCAGACAAGUUAUCGAGUACCGAAUCUGCUUUUGCCCAGAACAGAAAGAGCAGGGAUUUGGAUUUCACUUCUUCUGGUUUGAGAUGGAUGAAAGAUGUUGUUCUCGGGAAGCGAAGUGAUUACUGUUUCCGGAUGGUUGUGACGGGUAAUCCAAACAUCAAGCUCAGUGAAAUUGGUGUACCGUGUCAUAUUGCAGAGAGAUUGCAAGUAUCUGAGACUUUGAAUAAGUGGAACUGCGAAAAGUUAAAUGCUGUUUGCAGUUUAUUGCUGCUUGAAAAGGGUGGCAUGCAUGUUCGGAGAAAAGGGUGUCUCGUGCGUGUCAAUCGCAUGAAAGAACUUCUUUUUGGAGACACUAUAUACAGGCCAUUAAGUGAUGGAGACAUGGUUUUGAUAAAUAGGCCUCCAUCUAUACAUCAGCACUCUCUUCUCGCAUUAAAUGCCAAGGUUCUACCCAUAGCCUCAGCUCUUUCUAUAAAUCCGCUAUGCUGUUCCCCUCUUCGUGGAGAUUUUGACGGUGACUGUAUCCAUGGAUAUAUUCCACAAUCAGUGGAUGCAAGAGUAGAGCUAAAUCAGCUGGUUGGUGUGGAUAGGCAGUUGUAUAAUGGGCAAAGUGGCAGGAACCUUCUUUCUCUUGGUCAGGAUAGUCUAAUUGCUGCUCACUUGAUAUUGGAGGAUAGUGUUUGCUUAAACCACUUCAGUAUCCAACAACUUAAAAUGUUGUGCCCUAAUGAGUUGCCGCCUCCGGCAAUUGUGAAGGUACCUUCAGUUGAAGGUGGAAUCUGGACUGGGAAGCAGUUAUUCCAGAUGCUCUUGCCUACAGGAUUGGAGUGGUUUUCGUCUUCAAGUGACAUUGGAAUUAGGAAUGGGGAAAUUGUCUUUUCAGAAGGAUCUGGUUGGCUUCGAGAUGCCGAUGACAAUCUCUUUCAGAGGCUUAUCACUUUUAGCCAGAGUAGGGUUCUUAACGUUCUGCAUGAUGCGCAAGAAGUUCUUUGUGAGUGGUUGUCCACGAGGGGUUUUAGUGUUUCAUUAGCAGAUUUGUAUCUUGCAUCUGAUUCAUUCUCACGGGAAAAUAUGAUUGAGGAAAUCUGUUGUGGUUUGCAAGAAGCAGAUGAAACGUGCAAUAUCAAACAGUUUAUGGUGGAUUCUUCACGGGAUUUCCUGGCUGGAAAUGAUGCAGAAAUUAGUGCUAUGGCCUUCGGUUCAGAACGCUUGUGUUAUGAGAAGCAGAAAUCCGCUGCCCUUAGUCAGGCAUCUGUUGACGCUUUUAAGCGAGUUUUUCGAGACAUACAAAGUUUAGCCUACAAGUAUGCUAACAAAGACAAUUCCAUGAUCUCUAUGUUCAAAGCUGGAAGUAAGGGUAAUCUGCUAAAGAUUGCUCAACACAGUAUGUGUGUCGGCCUGCAACAUUCACUGGUUCCAUUGUCAUUUGACAUACCCCAUCAACUUUCUUGCACUUCGUAUAACAACCAUAAGGAAAACAAUAUAGAUCAUCUGCGUGAUUCUCCAUGUCCUCGGUCUUUCAUCCCAUUUGCAGUGGUCAAGAACUCUUUUCUUUCUGGUUUGAAUCCAUUGGAGUGUUUCGUACAUUCUGUGACAAAUCGGGCUAGUUCGUUCAGUGAGAAUGCUGAAGUGCCCGGUACCUUGCACCGGAAGCUUAUGUUUUUCAUGCGUGAUCUAUAUGUUUCCUACGAUGGCACAGUUAGAAGUGCUUACGGCAAUCAACUCAUAGAGUUUUCUUAUGGCAUUGAGAAGCAAUCAUCUACUAUCUGCAGCAGCAAAGAUAGUUUCUCCUGUGAGAAUGCAAAACCUGGGGAAGGGAUGGGAGGCCAACCUGUUGGUUCAAUGUCUGCCUGUGCCAUUUCUGAAGCUGCAUAUAGUGCUCUAGAUCAGCCAAUCAGUCUCCUUGAAACAUCCCCGUUGUUAAAUUUGAAGAAUGUGCUGGAGUCUGGUACCAAGAAAAGCAACUCGUGUCAAACAAUGUCGUUAUUUCUCUCUAAGCAGCUUGCAAAACGUAGGCAUGGUUUAGAAUACGGAGCACUGGCAGUUAAAGAUUAUCUGGAGAGACUCUUCUUUUCAGACAUAGUGUCAACCACAAUGGUUAUUUUCUCCCCAGAGAAUUAUAACCAGAAUUUGGGUCCAUGGGUGUGCCAUUUCCAUAUAAGAAAGGACAUUAUAACAAGGAGAGGAUUGAAACUUCAUUCUAUCAUUGGUUCUCUUCAGAGGAGAUGUCACAUUUUCUUGAAUGAAACAAGAGUUGAUCUUCCCCCACUGCAGAUAACUAUCAAUGAUUGUUCAUUAGCUGGAGAAGAAAGGGAAGAUGCAGCUAACAUCUUUUGCAUCACACUCAACAUGGUCGAAGAUUCGAAGAAAGUUGCCACACAGCCCACACUUUUGAAAUUACUUCAACAAAUGGUGAUACCUUGCCUUCUGGGAACAGUUAUUAAAGGAUUCAUGGAGGUUAAAAAGGUUGAUAUCUUAUGGAGUGAAAGCAGCAAGCUAAGCAAAUCUAAUCCUAUGUCAACUGGUGAGCUCUACUUGAGAGUAUCCAUGUCUGCACAGUCUGAGAAAAUGAUGCUCUGGAGUGCACUUAUGAAGAAUUGUGUUCCUAUUAUGGAUGCUAUUGAUUGGUCUCGCAGUCAUCCGGAUACCAUUCGUGAAUUCUCAUUAGCAUAUGGGAUAGACGCUGGAUGGAAGUACUUCCUUAAUAGUCUGGGUUCGGCUGUAUCUGAUACGGGCAAGACUGUUCUUCCUGCACAUUUAGUUCUUGUUGCCAAUUGUCUAUCGACAAGUGGAGAGUUUGUUGGCUUAAACCCUAAAGGGAUGUCAAGACAAAGGGAAACCUCUUCUGUCUCAUCACCUUUUGUUCAAGCAUGCUUUUCGAAUCCUGGUCCUUGUUUCAUUAAAGCUGCCAAGGCAGGAACAGUGGAUAAUCUACAGGGGAGCCUGGAUGCACUGGCCUGGGGGAAAGUUCCUUCACUGGGAACGGGAGGAUUAUUUGAAAUAAUAUACUCUGGAAAGGGGCAUGAGCUUGCAAAGCCUGAAAGUGUCUACAAUCUGUUGGGUAACAAAGUUAGUUCCACACAGCUGAAUUUAAAGCUUGAAGUGCCUAAUGCUGGCAGCCAUAUGUCAGACAGAUGUGGGGCGGAGUUUGUGCAGGCUGGUAGUGUUGCAAAAGUGCUCAAGAAACUGGAAAUCAAUAAGUCAUUAUUAAGGAAAUUUAUCACAUUUAAUGACAUCCAGAAGCUGUCGCUAGAGCUGAAGAAAAUAUUAUACAAGUACCCGAUCAAUCACCAUUUAGGUGAACAAGAAAAGUCAAUCGUGAUGAUGGCUCUGAAGUUUCAUCCUCGUGGAAAGGAAAAGAUAGGAACUGGAGCUCGGGAUAUAAAGGUUGGACAUCACCCCAAGCACCAAGAUUCUCGCUGCUUCAUGCUGGUCAGAGCUGACGGAACGGCGGAAGACUUCUCUUACCACAAGUGUGUUAUUGGCGCCCUUGAGAUAAUUGCUCCCGAGAGGGCGAAAACCUACCAAUCGAAAUGGUUGAAGCACGAGGUUGAGCAGGUAUAGACUGCUUCGCUUCCGUGGCGGAACGACAUGUACAACCAAGUACCUGUAAUCAUCGCCCUCCUUUUUUCUAGAUCUUUUUCGGUCCAAUUGGUUCAAUAAUUGGUUGUCCUUUUCCACGCUUCUUUUUGCUCCUUUUACUGCAUUUCGUUUGCCUACUUAUUUGAUUGGCAGAAGAGAUGUAGUGGAAGCAGCAACGAGAAGCUCUUAAAGCGCAUCCAUCUUUCCUUCUUUUCUAGUAAAAUGUAUCAGAAUAACGUUGCAAACUCAAGUCUCCAUAUGAGUUUUCUUGUUGUACCCGGUGGACCGCCUUUGCGCUCCCGAUUUCUGUUGUUUGGGAGCGAAAUAGACGUGGACGGUAACCUUGUGUUGUGAUGUGGGGGCGAACAUUUUGCCGCGGAUAGAAGUAAAAUGAGUUCGUCCGGGAUAUGUGAUAUUGUCGAGGAA